UAAGUUUUCUAACUCUCAGGUUCCUCUAGUCUCGCCUGGACAUGCUCCUGGUCGCUGAUGUUUUCAUCGUGGAUUUUUACCUUCUGCUUUUACUGGACUUUGGUUCGCGGUGGCCUCCAUCUAAUUGGUUCGUCUCAGCCAAUCGUAGCUGCUCCUGGAGAUGACGUCGUCCUCCCGUGUCGGGUGGAUCCUGAGUGGGACGCCGUGGGGAAGACGGUGGAGUGGUCCCGACCGGACCUGAGGCCGUCCGGCCCUCAGAAGCGUGUGGAGUACGUGUUCGUGUACCGCUUCAGGAAGACGGACCGAGACAUGAUGAUGGACACGUACAUCCAGAGGACGUCUCUGUCCCAGGACGGCCUGAGGCGAGGAGACGUGUCUCUGACCAUCAGGAACGUCAGCCUGCAGGACCACGGCAGGUUCCGAUGUUUCAUCCCACGCCUCAGGAUAGAAGCAGAACUUCUGCUUGUUGUUGAUCCAAACUUUGUUUCAACAACGACAACAGAGUCGGUUCAUCCCAGAAACCUCAUCAGUCCGACGCCACAGCAGGAAACCGUGGGGAACGGUCAUUGGACCAGAUUCCAUCUUUGCCUAAUUGUUUUUUUCAUUCUUCAUCAUUUGUCUGGGUCCGGUUUCCUUUUGCGUCGCAAGAAAAUCCAAACAAAUACAGGAAGUCAAAUUUGGACCAGUCUCCAUGGAGACAUGAGGGAAUUUGACUUCUUCAGAAGUCAAAUUUGACUCAGAAGUCAAAUUUCAUAAUAUAUUUUUAUGGAGAGAAUAUAUUACUUUCAUGCAGAAUAUAUUGAAAGUAAUAUAUUUUCCAAAAUAUAUUCCGUCUCCGGGUAAAUGUACCUGGAGACGGAAUAUAUUUUCUACGCAUUUUUUUACACUGUCACUACGUGUUAUGAGACAUGUAAUCUGUAAAAAAGAAAAAAGCUCCUCUGCUUUCUCCCAGUGAUAACUAGAAACAACCAAUCAUUGCCAGGAGGCGGGUCUUAGCGCUGUCAAUCACCCUCCUUGCUUUCUGAGUUGAGAACUAAACAUUUUAUUUUAAUAUUAACUCAUUUUAUUAUUUUGCAAGUAAAGGCCUCAGUACUUCCUGUCUGCUGGUCAGAAGGUUGGUCACUCUGUCACAAGUCGGCCAUGUGUUGAUGCUGAUGGCAGGAACUUCCUUCCUCCAGAGGUCAGCAGGUCAGGACUGCAAGUCGCCUCAUCAUCACUGCGUCUCCAUCUGGAGCUGUUCUGCCUGGAGACGAACUUAUAAUAAUGUUUAGUCAAUAUGACUGCGUAUGUUGUACAUUUCAGGUUUCUGUUAUUAUUCACUCCAAGAAACAGUGAACUAAUUUAUUUUAUUAUUGUUUUUAGUUGCUCUGGUUCCGUUUUCAGUUAAAUUUAUUCUGGGAAUUAGUUUUUCUUUUCUCUGUUUCAUCAGCAAAUAUUUAAGUAGUUUGACUCUAAAUGGAAACAUUUCAUUCAGAUUUAAAGCUGAACUCUUUAUUCUGUGGUUUGUUCUUAUUGUUGCUCUUCAUUCAGUUGAAGGCUUUUUAUCGCCCAAACCUUCUGAUCAACACACUGAUCGGUUCUGCAGAGGAACCGGUUCUGUUCACAGACCAGAACCUGAACCUACUUUAGCUGCUUGGAUUCGGAUCAGGAACAAAGUUUGACAUUUGAUUGUCGCAAUUGUUCAAAACUGAAUGAGUGAAAUGUUUACCAAGUAUCACUGUGAUCAGUUUUUUUUUUGUUAACGUUUUUCCAGACUUAAGGCUGCGUUCACAUUGGGUUUUUUUUUUUUUUUUGACGUAAUGCGACCUGCAUCCGAUCUUUUUAAGACAGUCUGAACAGCACAGGUCGGAUUCUUUUCGAAUGCGAUGCAGGUCACUUGGGUAUCCGUUAAGUAUCCGUUUCAGAUGCGAUCUAAAGUCCAGGUCACGUUCACCUGACCUGAACGUCACUGAUAUUCGACAAACGUCACUAUUCUGCGUCCUGAUACUCGCAAGCAGGAAGAAUAACAGCAACCAUGAUGGACGUAAUGAGGAUUAAGUUGCUAACCUGCUGCUCCGGUCGGACAACAACUUCAAAUAUGUAAACUAUGCUCCACUGUUAACAUCCAUGUUUACUUCAGCAAACACUGAGCACUUCUACUUUUUAUGGCCAUUGGUAGAACGCUGACGCUAUUGCGCCCUCUACUGCGCAGGCGGGACACUUUCAGGUCCUUUGCCCGUUCACACUGCACAAAAAAUCAGAAUUGGGUCACUUCAGGCUGCGAUGUGAACGCAGCCUAAGAUUUUAAUGUUUGUUUUGCUGAUUUCUGAUCAAACGUUGACUGAAUGUAGACGGUUUUGCUUUUUUAUUACUGUGAAUAAAAACUUUAAUGAAAACAACAACUAAAGUUAUUAAAGGGAAUAAAUACGUUUUUUAAUCUAA
Molecule: messenger RNA, 2421 nt
Organism: Xiphophorus hellerii (green swordtail)
Lineage: Eukaryota; Metazoa; Chordata; Actinopteri; Cyprinodontiformes; Poeciliidae
Product: selection and upkeep of intraepithelial T-cells protein 1-like
Exons: 4
Coding region: 58-735 (225 amino acids)
Biological process (GO): T cell receptor signaling pathway; regulation of cytokine production
Cellular component (GO): external side of plasma membrane
Molecular function (GO): signaling receptor binding
Source: RefSeq, a predicted model, not a curated record